CAAUCGCGUUUCGCAGCGCGUCGUUGGUUGGGCAAGCUAAACCACGUGUUGUUUUGGAAGCCGCAUGGAGCCGUGUGCGCGGCAGUGUCGGUAGUGUCCGUGCAGCUGGUUUUUAAUUCUAUGUUGUCGCAGAGCUAAGCUUUGAACUCGCCCACUUCUCGAAAACCGCUUGUUCUCAUCGUGAAAACAAGCCGCACCGUUGCAGAUUCAAGAUGUCAACCAUCGCAUCGAAAUGGCUUUGUCCCGACCUGCAAGGUUGUCGAGUGCUGCUUCGAAUGAACGAAGGUAAUAUCGAGGGCGUCGUUGCUGAUGUCUCUCAGAAGACGGCUCGAAUCACACUAGAACAGGUAACCGACGUUACUACAAAUCAGUCGCUUUUUGGACCGCUUCACUUCUACGCGCAGGAUAUUACAUCGUGCGUGGUGCUGGAGAACUCGACGCGCAAGAAAUACAUUCUGGAACGAGAUGAAGAUGGACCACGCUUGUUGAGAGUGCGCCCUGUACCUGCUCACCUGGAAAAACUGAAUUCAGCACAAAACAACAGCGAAUUCAUUUGCCAUCGUGAAGAGGCUGACACCUCGGAGGUCAUCAAGAAGGGCUUCAUAAAGCUCAUCGGUAUGCCAGAAGACCUACCAAAGCUACAACGACCAAUUGCAACUGAUUUUGAAGUCAUUGAUGAAGUGAAUGACCAGCUGAGUGAGGCGAUUGCAGCAAUAAAGAAGGCACAGGCUAUUUCUGUUGCAUUUGAAGGCGUGAAAGUUGGACGUCAUGGCUCUCUCUCUGUUUUGGCGGUUGCAACCUCAUCAAAAGUGUACAUAUUUGAUGUUCAGUCAUUGAAGAAGGCAUUGUUUGACCAUGGGUUGAAGGAAAUCUUGGAAUCUAGUGACAUUGAAAAGAUUGUGCAUGGUUGCAGGCAUCUGUCCGACUGCCUUCACCACCAGUACCAAGUUGGCCUCAACAAUGUGUUUGACACCAUGGUGGCUGACGUGGUCAUUUACCUUGACAAGAAGCUGGAAGAUGGCGACUGCCAUUUGCCAUCUUACGUGCGUGGAAUCCAGAACUGCCUCAGGAGUUUCCUCAACCUGAAAUACGAGCAGCUGAAGUACACACGCUCAAGGAAGGGUAGCCAGGAGGAUGAAGUAUGCGCUUGGGGGCAGCGGCCGCUGUCCCUGCGUCAAAUUGAUGCCCUGGCGAAGGACGUGGUGUACCUUGGAGAGCUCGCACGUGCUUGCCUCGAGCAGAUGCUGCAGAAAUUCCACCUGGGUGUGCGGUUUUUUCUUGGCCUAGAUCGAGACUGCAAUGAAGAGGAGCUGCGAUGCUUGCCACAGGAUCACAUUUUGCCCAUGGGCUUCAGAGAUGCUCUCAAGCUUGGUGCUAAUCGCUCGGCACCACAGAGGCACUCUAGCAACUAUGACAAGGACUGCUCCAAAGAAUAUGGACCUAAUGGCAGGAGAGAAAACAACAGAUUUCACCACCAGCAUGACAACCUUAGGCAUGGCCGUGGAUUUUCUUUAAUGAACCGGAUGCAUAACUGGAGGGAGCCGAGAGAUGCAUACCGCCGAGAAGAAUGCAAUCGGAAACAAGAUGACCAUGUUUAUGUCAAGGAGGACGAUUAUGUGGAGGACUCCUUGCUCAACAUAGGGAUGCGCCUACAAGCCAAAGACACAUCUAGGGAGCUGGCUGUUCCUGACCCUGACGCAACCCGCCAGAACAGUGAGAGUGAGUGCAGGGAACGGCGUGCUAGUGAUGAGACUGCUAAACCUGUGCAACAAGAGGUGCCUGUCACUUCGGGUCCUGAAGACCAUUGCCCCGUAGUCAACGGAACCAAGCAAGACACAAAGGCAGAUCAGGCUGCUACAGACAAGCCCCAUCCAAACAGCAGUCUCUCUCGCAGCCUUGAGCAUGCACAUGGUGUCAAGUCCACUGCACGUCAGUGCACUAUUGCAGAUAACACUGCAGAUGUUUCUCAAGAAACGCUACUGCAUCGCUGUAAUGGCAACAGGCCUCUCGAUAGCAGUCCUUCCCAUAGCCUGGAAUGCGACAUAAGUUAUUUUUCAGCUGAACGACCCAAUGGAAGUUGUGUGUUCCGAGCUUCACAGGGGACAUUAAUGGAGCAUUGUAGUGUCAGUGCACACAUAACUGAUGACUUGCGAGAUAAGCCAUUGAUCCGGAGCAGCAGCCAGUCUUUAUCACCUCUUCGUCCAGUACACUGUCCCAGUGUGCUUGCUGAAAGCAAGGAAGUUACAGGACAGGACCACAAUGCCAGCACCAUCAUGACAGCUGCCAACGUUAAAAAUGGAAUGCCAAAGUGCUCAAAUGCAUGGGGAAGCCGGCUGGUAAAUGACAAGGCAGAAAACACCUCUUUUCGGCCAGCAGACAUGCAGGUCUUGAAGGACUCGGCCUAAACUGAGACUAUCAUCUCAAUGCAUUGUUGCACAAUACAUUCUUCUCUUCCCCGUUGUCA
Molecule: messenger RNA, 2464 nt
Organism: Dermacentor andersoni
Lineage: Eukaryota; Metazoa; Arthropoda; Arachnida; Ixodida; Ixodidae
Biological process (GO): nucleobase-containing compound metabolic process; piRNA processing
Cellular component (GO): PET complex
Molecular function (GO): nucleic acid binding; 3'-5' exonuclease activity
Source: RefSeq, a predicted model, not a curated record